AUUCCCGAACAAGUAUUCGAACGAAGAUGUUGUUCCAGUUACUGCUGCUUUCGUUUUCUUUCUUCCGACCGUCACAGACGGAAGCCAUUCUCGCACCACCACCACUCUCAUGCAAAAAUUCACGAUCGACAAUCUGCACACUGCAGGAUGUAAUUUUCGUGGACUACCGUGUCCCGAAACUGCCGAACCUUGCGGGGAAGCAUACCUUACAAAUCCGAAGCGGAAACAUCACACGGUUUUCAAACGAUCUUUCCGCCGCACUGGGUGAUAUUACCAAGUUGCUGUUAGGUCAUCUGGAGAUCAAGUCGCUUUGGAUAAAAUCGAACAUUAUUCACUUAAGUGCCGAAGGAAAUCUCAUUCAACAUGUGAUUGUGGAUUCAUCUGAAGAACCCAAACUAUAUAAAUUAAAACAUCUUAACUUAAUGAAUAACAGAUUGAAUACUUUGCAAGAUCUGAAGCAUUUAACCCUUCUGGAGGAACUACGUUUGGAUGGAAAUCAGUUGGAAUUUGUUGAAAUGAGCACCUUCGCCUUGAUGAACAACCUUAGGAAGCUGUCCCUGAGCAGGAACAAAAUCAGCAAAAUCAGCACUUCGGACAAAUUGCAAUUACCGGCAUUGGACUCGCUUUCCUUCGGCAGUAACAAUCUAACUACGCUCAGCGUCACGAACUGGGAAAUGUCCCAACUAACCGAGCUAGUACUCAGCAACAAUCAGUUGGUCAGUGUGGAUGUGGAAAAUUUUACCCAGUUUGUUAGUUUGGAGAAACUUGCCCUUGCUGGGAACUCGUGGAACUGUUUCUGGCUGAGAAGUGCACUGGAAAAGAUCGACCAAAAGUUUAUCACGCUGGUGGAUAAGGACGGGGAAUGCCCUGAUGCUAUGCCAAUCGAGGACAUCUGUUGUAGCAUUAGCGAUGUCUCCGUUGACCAACCGAGCUUCGCCGAUUUGGUGGUCAGAAUACAAUUGUUAGAGGAAGCCCAUGAACAAAUGGAUAAGAACUUAACGAAACGGUUGGAGCUGGUUGCGGGAAACUGGAAUACUGAGUUGAGAGAAGUGGAAAGGGUUGUAGACGAAAAAAAAGAACGCUGGUCACAGCUUUCCGAUUCCAAUGAGGAUGAUAUGGUAACCGAGGAUGAUAAGGUCGAAUUGGAGGAAAUGCUAGCCAAAGUCCACGGUACAAUGAAUGAAUUGCGUGAACUUGGCAAGAAGCAUGCCAAAUUUGCACAUGAAUUCGCUAAUUUGUUUUAUCGGGUGAUGGAACAAAAGAAUAAACUUACUGCGGACAUGAAAACCAUUCAAAAUCUGAAGGACGAAAUGGAGCGUUAUCAGAUAAGCUUUGAUGGUAAUUAAAGCUGGUAUUGAUAGAUCGACCCAAUAAAAAAUAGAAAUACAUUAAGUUUGAUUUUUGUGUUUCGAAUUCAACGAAAUAAAUGAUGUAUUUAAACAUGUGUCAACGUCUAACUAGACACCCAGUUGGUGCUAGUUACUGACGAGAUGAAUUCGAAACACAAAAAUCAAACUUAAUUCCAGUUAGGUCUUGUACCCUUACUGCGCAUAUUGGUUUAAUCCAAUUUCCCCCUUUGUGAAUUAAUAUUGCAUAGAAAUAUGUACAUGUUUUUAAAAAAAUAUAUAUCUGCUCUUAUUUACUAUUUCAAUACAAACUAUUUGCAUUCCUUCUUUCGAAAACCAUUUUAGAAAAAUUUCUGGAAAGGCGCCGCAAGUUUUCUAGAAACGAUAUAACACCAAUGUGCAUAUUUGAUUAAAUAUUGUUUAAUGGCUUG
Topomyia yanbarensis is the source of this 1777-nucleotide messenger RNA. Its product is annotated as leucine-rich repeat transmembrane protein FLRT3-like. The record is from RefSeq and is a predicted model, not a curated record. The coding region runs from base 27 to 1346 and encodes 439 amino acids. Gene Ontology annotation, molecular function: protein binding. NCBI's taxonomy places the organism in Eukaryota, Metazoa, Arthropoda, Insecta, Diptera, Culicidae. The transcript is spliced from 2 exons.